AUGCCACCGAAACGGAGUUCUGGCCGCCGGGCUGGCUCCGUCAUAUCCAAUCAUUCCCAACUCGCUGCCGGCCUGUCAAGCCCUGACGUUUUCAACCCCGGCCUACCAAGUAUCCGAAGCAAGCAGUCCUUUGCUUAUGGCUCGUCGAAGACCCCAGCCUUGCCUCGCGAGCUAGGCACAAAUGUCUCAAUGGGAAUCUCAGAGAUGGCUGAGACUAUCGACGUAGGCCUACGACAAGCUCAUGAACGCGACACCACUAUCGACGAAAAUCCACGAAAUAGGAAUCAGCGGAUGGCAACACGCUCACAAACACGUUCUGUCUCGCGAAGCCCGUCCCCCGUUGCGCGUCCGACUCGUCGUCCCGCUGCCAGUAGGUCUCCCGGCCGUCGAGGGCGUCCUCGUCGGGAGCCAACUCCUGACCAACAACUGCUGGAUGCACUGCGCGAAGAGACUCAAAGCCCAUCCCCUUCCCCUCCAAAGCUAUCUACCAUUCUGGGUUCUGACAGUAACCCCGAUUCUACGGCGCCUCCCACGCCUCCUGUGCCACACACCCUCUCCACAGAUACCACUCCUGUUCGUUCGAGUUUCCCUACUACACACCAGAGUCUGCGACCUGGGACAUAUCCGCGUUUGGAUCCUACGCCUGGGAGGUUCCGAUCAUCCCCAGGGCAAGAUGCCUCUGCGCUGGACUCGUCCCGGUUUGAAACUUCUUCAGUCGAUAACAUGUCGACAGUUUCCUGGAACCUGGAGCGUGAGAUUCAUGACGCUGAAUUGCAACGCACGACAGAGAAUUCUACGUACAGACGGCAAGGACCGCAUGGCACAAAUAUUACAGCCCCACCAAAACGUCCUUCCGGACUUUCGUUCUCACGGGAUAUCAUUGAGGAGGAGACUGAAGAAUCUGAGCCUAGUCCUGACCUCACACCAAGCUCAAGCGCUCAGUCAAGCCCUGAGCCGCAGCCCCAGCCCCAGACCGAGCCUGAACCGGAGCCUGAGCCGGAACCAGAGCCGGAACCAGAGCCGGAACCAGAGCCAGAGCCAGAGCCUGAAGUCCAGCCUAGCUCAAAGCCAGCGAGAGAGCCUACGCCGGAGCCAAAGCGUGAAGACGGUUUCUCAACAGCGCCCGCACGAACUAUUAUCCCUCAUACUACCUUUAGAGAGCCCUCUACCGACGAUGCGAGCACAACAUCUGAACAGCCUUUUGCGGCCCGUACAGUACCUCUUGCUAAUAUCAGGACCCCCCAGAUUCUUUUUCCGCGGAUAAACAUCAAUUUUAAAAUGGUCUUUGUCGUGAUAUCAGUGCUGGUUGCUAUAGUGGCCAGUUAUGCAUUCGCUGUGCUUUUAGCUUCUGGUUCCAUGGGCUCCGCUGUCCCCUUCGGAAACCGCGUCCCUUAUUCUCUGAACGCGUCAGAAUCGGAGUUCCUCAGCCGCAUCUCGGGGCAGGUUGAAAGACUGGGUACACAAGUGUCAUCGAUAUCUAGGGAAAUGAGCUCGAUGAGAAUGGAAUGGAACAAAGACCCCACCCAUCCAACAAUCACUCAACCAGUUGCUCUAGUUCCCGCUGAGCCUCCCAGGGUCAACUUCUUGUCACCAGGGACUGGGGCUGUUAUCGAUCCAUACAUGACUAGUCCCACAAGUGGCCGUGCGAGAUCGUUCCUUGGACGUAUGUUUUUCGGAGCUUCGAAAGACAGUCCUCAAGGGGUGCGAGCUCCAGUUACUGCCCUGACGCCUUGGGAUGGGCUUGGUGACUGCUGGUGCAGUGCUCCUCGCGAUGGGCUUUCCCAGCUUACCGUUAUACUCGGUCGCCAGAUAGUGCCGGAAGAAGUUGUGGUAGAGCAUAUUCCCAAGGAUGCGUCCCUGGAGCCGGGAGUUGCCCCGCGAGAGAUGGAACUCUGGGUGCGGUAUGUAUUCAACCAGAGCACGGUCAUCUUAACGGACCCUUCCGUCCCCAAUACGUCGCCAUCUUCUUUAUUGGGGUCUUUCAUGGAGAAGUGGUUCUCCUCUGGUCCCUCCGCCGCCCAAGAUCCCUCUCCCGCGCUGAAACUGUCGACCCACUUGCCACCAUCGAGUUCAUCGGUCUCAUCUCUUCACGACCUAGUCUUGGAAACCCUGCGUCAGACUUAUCCUCGCGAUGCAGAAACAGCUUACUGGGAUGAUGCUUUGCUGGGGCCGUCAUUUUACCGUGUCGGCAAGUGGCAGUACAAUAUCAAUAGCGAGGAUCAUAUACAGCAUUUUAGCCUUGACGCCAUCAUUGACUUGCCAGGUCUCCGUGUGGAUAAACUUGUCUUCAGGGUGAAUUCUAACUGGGGGGCGCAUGAUACCUGCAUAUACCGGCUACGACUAUAUGGACAUCUGUGA
This is a messenger RNA of Paecilomyces variotii, 2358 nucleotides long. RefSeq lists its product as hypothetical. The transcript has a single exon. The record is from RefSeq and is a predicted model, not a curated record. The coding region runs from base 1 to 2358 and encodes 785 amino acids. Lineage: Eukaryota; Fungi; Ascomycota; Eurotiomycetes; Eurotiales; Thermoascaceae. Gene Ontology annotation, biological process: nuclear envelope organization. Gene Ontology annotation, molecular function: protein-membrane adaptor activity. Gene Ontology annotation, cellular component: meiotic nuclear membrane microtubule tethering complex; nuclear envelope.